UGCCCUCGCCGCGAGGCCACCUCGGGAUCGAGUCAUGGAGGCUGCACUGCUGGCGGCGUGGCUGCUCCUGGCGGCCGCGGCCCGUGCGCAGCGGGAGCAGGACUUCUAUGACUUCAAGGCUGUCAACAUCCGGGGCAAGUUGGUGUCGCUGGAGAAGUACCGCGGGUCGGUGUCCCUGGUGGUGAACGUGGCCAGCGAGUGUGGCUUCACAGAGGAGCACUACCGGGCCCUGCAGCAGCUACAGCGGGACCUGGGGCCCCACCACUUCAAUGUGCUCGCCUUCCCCUGCAACCAGUUUGGCCAACAGGAGCCCGACAGCAACAAGGAGAUCGAGAGUUUUGCCCGCCGCACCUACAGCGUCUCCUUCCCCAUGUUUAGCAAGGUCGCAGUGACUGGCACUGGUGCCCAUCCAGCCUUCAAGUACCUGACCCAAACUUCUGGAAAGGAGCCCACUUGGAACUUCUGGAAGUACCUAGUGGCCCCAGAUGGAAAGGUGGUAGGGGCUUGGGACCCAACCGUGUCGGUGGAGGAGAUCAGACCCCAGAUCACGGCACUUGUGAGGAAGCUCAUCCUGAAGAAGCGCGAAGACUUAUAACCACUUUCCCUCCUCUCCCACUGACCCUUCCUCCCUGCCCCCUCACCUUCCAUGGGUUACCAAAGCAAAUUCAAAUGGUGCUUCAAAGGAAGAGACUAUGACUCUCCUUCAUCACACCCACCCCAUCACUCCUGUGGGGGGAGAAUUCUAGUAUUUUGAUCAUUUGAAUCUUCGAUCAACCUAUAGGAACUCCUAGCCCAUGACAGCUCUUGACCAAUGAAUCACCAGCCAGUAAGAACUUCUAGUCCAUGAAAACAUGUGGCAAAUAGAAGUAUAUCGAGCAAUAAUCUCCUGUCUAUUAAGAACUCGAUAAAACGGGGCCAAUUCCUACCUCACAGGGCUGUUGUGAGGAUUAAUGAAUGAGCUAUGAAUGUGCCUAGAGUAGUGACAGCUCAAGAGGAGGCAUUUAAUAAAUGUUUUUUUGCAUAUAAA
Messenger RNA from Myotis lucifugus (little brown bat), 1027 nucleotides. It is a transcript of the gene GPX7, whose product is annotated as glutathione peroxidase 7. Bases 35 to 595 code for a protein of 186 amino acids. Gene Ontology annotation, molecular function: glutathione peroxidase activity. The transcript is spliced from 3 exons. NCBI's taxonomy places the organism in Eukaryota, Metazoa, Chordata, Mammalia, Chiroptera, Vespertilionidae. The record is from RefSeq and is a predicted model, not a curated record. Gene Ontology annotation, biological process: response to oxidative stress.